Molecule: messenger RNA, 2513 nt
Organism: Cryptococcus deneoformans JEC21
Lineage: Eukaryota; Fungi; Basidiomycota; Tremellomycetes; Tremellales; Cryptococcaceae
Exons: 13
Coding region: 14-2389 (791 amino acids)
Biological process (GO): transmembrane transport; metal ion transport
Cellular component (GO): membrane
Molecular function (GO): cobalt ion binding; magnesium ion transmembrane transporter activity; magnesium ion binding
Source: RefSeq, a predicted model, not a curated record
UUUAAGACGAGAUAUGCUGUUGUUGUACAUUCGAAUCUUUCCGAACUCGCCAUCUUCUCUCAUCCGUCCUUUCUCGACUUCCUGCAAGAAGACGAACAUGACCGGCAUCGGACAACCACGUCCAUCUCUCGGUCCAAAUAGGUCGAGUACUUCAACCGUAUUCCAAGUUCGUUCCUUAGCCGAUACUUCCCCCAGCAAUAUCAAAAGCGAAACGAGGACAGCGUCUUUUCCAUCAGAGACAGACAUCGAUGUCGAAGCGCAACCAUCCACCUCCCUCAAUCGGUGGACUAAGCGCGAUCGAUCUCCAAGGUCAAAAGCAACCGACUUACCGGACAUAGGGAAUGGUAUACGACACCGACGUGUAACUUUGUCAAAUAGUAGCUCGAGGCGGAAUUCGGAUCAAUAUCGCUUAUUGAAUACUUCGACAGCGGUCGGGACAGGUGACGAGCCUGGCGUGGAUGUGAAAAGCAAGAGGGAUCAGAAGAACUAUGGACAUCUGAAAGGAAAAACACGUAUCAGAGUCGUCGACUAUUGUUCAAAUCCAGAUCAAGAUUGUAUGAACCAAAGUUCAGACUUUCCUGGAGAAAAGCUGCAAGAGUGGCUCGAUAGUGGGCAUGGGAAGCGGCAGCUGGAUGAAAAUGAUAAACCUAUCGGAGUCAGAUGGAUACAUGUUGAUGGUGUGAAUUGGGAGGUUGUAAAGACUUUGGUUUUACAUUUUGGUCUACACCCCCUGGCCGUGGAAGAUUCUCUCGAAGCACCGGACUCUCCUCGCUCCAAACUCGACUUCUACAAAGAUCAUCUCUAUCUCCAACUACUUAUCCACCACAGUCAAAUCUUUGAAGGAGACGAGCUUGACAUGUUAGCAGAUGAUAUGGCUGAGGGAACUUACGGGAAGGGGCAAGGGGGGAUACAUCUAGGUAAGGAGAGGCGGUUCUCGCAGCGAGUGAGAGGGGUGUUUGAAGGGGACCACAAGAAGCCGAGGUUGCCUGAGGGUGUUCAAGGGGCAUUUGAGCCUAGUAUGAUUUCUCCGAGGCGAACGAUAGGGAUACACCGAACUCCAGAGAAGCAAGCACAUAAGCUCACUGUUGAAGAACUGAGUGCAGAUUAUAUGGUUCCUAUUCGCCGGAGUAUUCUGAGCAUCUUCAUGUUGAGAGAUGGGACUUUGAUCUCGAUGGAUGCUAAACCUACAAAAGAGGUUCUGUCACCUAUUUAUACAAGACUAGAGGACGAGCAGAGUCUGUUACGGAGAUCAGGGGAUGUUAGUAUGCUGGCACAGGCUAUCCUAGAUACUGUUGUUGAUCUUGCCAUCGAGGUAUCCCAAAGGUUCGAGAACGAGAUCUUGAAGCUCGAGGCUUCAGUCCUCGUUGACCCAGAGAUGGAAACUGUUCGUCACCUUCAUGUACUCUCCUCCCAACUAAUACGCCUUCGCCGUGCUCUCACACCACUUCUGCAUUUGUGUUACGUCAUCCGUGACCAAGAUAUUCAACGUUCAGUUGCCGCCAGCGCGGUGGGUCGGGGUUACGGGGGUGAGGGGAAUGGGAAUGGGAACGGGCAUGGGAGGGAACAGGAUGGAUUAGGACAUAGUUCCAGCAUUGCAUCUGGAACAGGAGGAGCUAUGGGUGCGGGGGCGGGAUACAACCCUUUCUCACCUCAUUCAGGAAGCUCCCAGCACUCACAAGCUAUGCCAUUGGCUGAAAUCCCUCAUUUUGCUCAGCCUCAACCACAGCCAUUCAUGCCUUCCCAUAAUAUCGCACCCACUGCACCACCUACAUCCUCCAUUUCCCGUGCCGCCUCCCGUUCCGACACUCCUGUUCCCGGUGUUGCCCUCAGAGCAAAGCAGUCAGACGCCGACGCAGCCUCGAUCUUGUCGAUGAUGAACCUCCACCAGUCACAUAGGAACCUCGCAGCUUUGGGAGCGCCGCAUCUGGGUGUAGAUGUAGGGGCGGCUAGCUUGGGAUUCUUCUCCCCAUUGACGAAAGUCUAUAUUGAGGAUGUGAUUGAUCAUUUGGAGAUCAUUGUGGGAAGUUUGGAGCAAUUUGUGUCGACGUGUGAUCAUUUGACAGAUUAUGUCUUUAAUGUCUUAAGUUUCCAAACGAAUGCUUCAAUGGAAAGAUUGAGCAUCGUCACUGUUGUUUUCUUGCCUUUGACUUUCAUUGCCUCCUAUUUUGGUAUGAACUUCACAGGCUUCGAUCAAAUCGAAGGCCCUGUCUCUUACUUCUGGAAGGUUGCCGUCCCUUGCACUGUCGCUUUCUUCAUCGUAUUCUCAUUCGGAUACAUCAAGAGAUUCGGCGUUACGACUACUAGAAGGUUUGCAAGGUGGAGAAGAGCGAGAGCUCUUAGUGUCAAUUUGAGGAAGUCUGCUGGAGAUCGGGAAAGAAAAGGGAGUUGAACAGAAAAGUUUUGGGAAACUGUCGUUCUGUUACGGAAGCGGUUUUGGGCCUUCGGACUGAGGCAAGUAUACUUGGAGCCAGGUAUUAUUCCAUAGCUAUGCAUCUAAGGGUUAUAGAGGUUGC